CUCAUGCCUCCGCCGCUCAUCGUGGCUAACCCCGACGUGGUGACGGUGGACGGGUCGCAGCUGGUGCCUAUGCCCGGCAGCCUUGCAGCGGUGUACGGCGGGGCUGGCGGACGGGUGGUGUUGAUGGGCAAGCCGGCGGCGCUGAUCUACUCGGCUGCGGGGGCGGCGCUGGGGCUGGGGCCGGGAGAGCUGCUGGCGGUUGGGGAUUCGUUGGAGCAUGACAUUGCGGGCGCGGCGGCCGCGGGUAUCGACUCGCUGCUCAUCGCUGGCGGCAUCCACGCGGGGGAGCUGCUGCCGGGAUCGACCCAUGGGUCGGUCGACGGAUCUCCUCCGUCCGGAGCCCAACAGGGAGACGCUUUCGCUGGUGAUGAGGUCGCUGUAGACAUGGCGGCGCUUGA
Messenger RNA from Astrephomene gubernaculifera, 398 nucleotides. NCBI's taxonomy places the organism in Eukaryota, Viridiplantae, Chlorophyta, Chlorophyceae, Chlamydomonadales, Astrephomenaceae. The record is from the annotation of a GenBank genome assembly.